AUGUCUAAGUCUUUCGCCAACUCCCCGGCCAAGAAGCAAAAGCCCGCUGAGGAGACUGCAGUCGGCGGUGGCGGCGGUGAUCUCGGCGGUUUCACAACCGUGGGUUUGAGGAAAGGCAUCCAGGUCCUUGAGGACAACCAGGGGGCCAUGGCGUUGGUGCAGAACCCUCUCAGCUCAGGUCGCACGAAACACAUCGACGUGCGGUUUCAUUUCAUCCGCGGAUUGUUUAGGUCGGGGGAAAUUUCGGUCAAGUUUGUCCCGACAACGGAGCAACACGCGGACCUCCUCACCAAGGCCCUUAGCAGGGCCAGUCUGCAGUAUCACCGGCGCAAGCUGAUGAAUUUGCCGGAGUAGCUGUAGCAGUUUCUAGCACUUGGGAGAGGCCAUGUUUUCCAUGCGGGGAAAGGCGCAUAACUGUUGCGGUCUGUGUACCAAUGGCAGGAGUAGGGGGCGUUGGGAGACCAUCGUCCGGGGGAACGUAGUUCCUCGCGUUCUUGUCUUCGCCUUGGCCUUUCUAAUAAGUGCGGCCGUUGUGAUCCGCUGUGACAGCGACGGGGUUUUUUGUGGUGGUGGGAUUUCCCUUGAGGGAUUUUGCCC
Messenger RNA from Ectocarpus sp. CCAP 1310/34, 597 nucleotides. The record is from the annotation of a GenBank genome assembly. Lineage: Eukaryota; Phaeophyceae; Ectocarpales; Ectocarpaceae.